GACCCAUGUAGAAUCCAACACUCCUACUACACAUUGCUUGCAGCAUUUUGUUUUAGAACACAACCAUAAGUGCUGACUAGAAAAAAAAAAAAAAGAACAUUAGUUAUUCUUUGCUCUUAGCCUUCCCAUUUUUCAAAAUGGAGGAUAAACCGCCGCUGCCGGCCGAAAGACCGGUGGCGCCGCCUUCCACCGGCGAAACAAAACCUUCUUUGUUUCCUCUUUUUCCCCUAACAGACUCCUCCUCUCUUCAAACCUCCACCACUGCUUCGGCUCCUCAAUGGCUCUCUAACUCCAGCUUCACCACCGAUAUCUCCGUCAUAAACGACGCCGUCACCUCACAACUCAACCGCGAAGCCACUCAAUCACCACUGCAAAACCAUGACGAAGACGACGAAGAAAAGAAUCGAGCUCAGGUGAAGCACCUUGCUUCUUCCUACGAGAUUCUGGAAUCUUCCGAAUCCGAUGGAGACGGAGGAGAGAGGGAGAAGAAGGAGAAGAGGAGGAGAAGGAAGAAGAAGCGGAAGCGCAAUCGUUCCUCGGAGAGAGGAGGAUUCGACGGUUUUGGUUCGAGGAAGUCGCGCGUUCGAGCUUGGGCUGAUUCGGAGGCCAACGUUACCAAGGAUUAUUACUUCGAUUCUCAUGGAGAUCGCGAUAAUCUGGCGUUUGGAUGCAUCUACAGAAUGGACAUUGCCCGGUACAAACCUUACAAUCCUAUGAAACUGUCUGGGCUACAUGUUAAAGGUUUGUAUUGGUGGAAUCGGAGUGGUUCACUUUGGGAAAGAGAUGGUGAUGUUGAUGCAUUGGAUGGUAAAAUGAAAUCUGCUAGUCGUUACUGGUCUGGAAAGUAUAUGGCUUUGGAACGACAUAAGAGCUUUAAGCGUAUUCGUCUUAUUGCUCCAAAAUUGUCUAAUGUCACUAUGCAAGAUGAAUUCAUACCUUUGUCAGAUGCUGGGACAUCUCAUGAAGCUGUUGACAGUGAUUCUGUCACUAAAACUUCAGCAUUACUUGAAGAAUCUUGGGAAGAUGAAAUGUUAAACAAAACAAGGGAGUUCAACAAACUAACAAGGGAACACCCCCAUGAUGAAAAAGUUUGGUUGGCUUUUGCAGAGUUCCAAGAUAGGGUUGCAGGGAUGCAACGGCAGAAAGGUGCUCGCUUGCAAACUCUUGAAAAGAAGAUUAGCAUUCUGGAGAAGGCAGUUGAGCUUAAUCCAAAUAAUGAAGAACUAUUGCUUUGUCUUUUGAAAGCUUAUCAAAUGAGAGACAGCUCAGAUGUGCUACUUGGGAGAUGGGAAAAGAUACUUUUGCAACACUCUGGAAGUUAUAAGUUAUGGAUCGAAUUCUUGCGCAUUGUUCAGAGAAAUUUCUCCAGAUUUAAGGUUUCAGAGGUUAGGAAGAUGUAUGCACAUGCAAUUGAAGCUCUAUCUGCUUCAUGCAGCAAGCACUCUAGGCAGGUUCUUCAAGCUGCUGAUCCUUCUUCAACGGAUCCUCUACUUGUUCAGCUAGAACUUGGUCUUGUGGAUAUAUUUCUUAGUCUUUGCAGAUUUGAAUGGCAGGCUGGUUAUCGAGAAUUGGCCACUGCUUUAUUUCAGGCUGAAAUUGAGUUUAGUUUGUUUUGUCCUCCUUUGCUGCUCACAGAACAGAGUAAGCAUAGACUGUUUGAGCAUUUUUGGAAUAGUGAUGGUGCUAGAAUUGGAGAAGAAGGGGCUCUUGGUUGGUCCACAUGGUUGGAGAAAGAGGAGGAAACUAGGCAACAAGUUAUGAAAGAGGAGCUCUCACAGGAAAAUGAAGGUGGUGGUUGGACUGGUUGGUCAGAACCAUUGUCUAAAGAUAAAGAGAGUGUUGCCAAUGUUGAAAGUGAAAUCAACAAUGAUUUGGUUAUGGAAGAUAAUCAAGAUGAUGAUGAUACUGAAGAUGUUGAGCCAGAAGUUGAUACUGAUAAUUUACUGAAGAUGCUAGGAGUUGAUAUCAGUGCUGGGGAUGGUGCUGAGGUUAAUGAAGCUUCGACUUGGAUCAAAUGGGCAGAAGAAGAGUCUUCUAGAGAUUGUUAUCAGUGGAUGCCAGUUCGUAGGGAAUCAGAUAUGUCAUCUGCUGCUAGUGAAGCACACAAAACAGAUGAGGAUGAGCAGCUUUUGAGAGUUGUAUUGUAUGAAGAUGUGAAUGAAUACAUGUUCUCCCUGAGCACGAUGGAGGCUCGACUAUCUUUGGUGUCUCAAUUCAUUGAUUUCUAUGGUGGGAAGUUGUCUCAAACGUUUUGCUCAAACAGUCCAACUUGGGCAGAGAAUAUCCUUAGCUUGGAGGAUCUGCCAGAUUCUAUGUUAGAUAAGUUGAAAUGGAUCCAUGGAGUUUUGACAAAAACACAGAACAGUCCAACUGGUUCCAGUUUUGAAUUCCUAUCAGGAAGUUUCUCGAGGAAUGCUGAUAUUAUGAAAUUUAUACGAAAUGCUGUCUUACUCUGUUUAACUGUUUUUCCACGUAAUUACAUCCUUGAAGAAGCUGUUCUCAUUUCUGAAGAGCUUUAUGUUACAAAUAUGAAUUCUUCUAACUGUGUGGUUGCACCAUGUCAAGCUUUAGCAAAGUCUCUUUUAAAAAGUGAUCGACAGGAUGUAUUGCUAUGUGGUGUAUAUGCACGAAGAGAGGCUAAUUAUGGUAACAUUGAUCAUGCAAGAAAAGUGUUUGACAUGGCAUUGUUAUCUGUAGAAGGGCUUCCUGUGGAACUGCGGUCCAGUGCUCCUCUUCUAUAUUUCUGGUAUGCUGAGGUGGAGCUUGCACAUACAUCUGAUAAUGAUUGUGAAUCUUCAUAUCGUGCAAUACAUAUAUUAUCAUGCUUAGGAAGUGGAACCAAAUACAACCCAUUUAAAAGUCAAGCAUCAAGUUUGCAACUGCUUAGAGCACAUCAGGGAUUUAAAGAAAAACUUAGAACAGUAUGGUCAUCUUGGGUUCGUGGUAUAAUAAAUGACCAAUCUGUGGCUCUAAUAUGCUCUGCUGCAUUGUUUGAGGAGCUAACCACUGGAUGGGAUGCUGGCAUUGAAGUUUUGGAUCAAGCUUUUUCAAUGGUGCUUCCAGAAAGGAGAAGUCACAGCUAUCAGCUUGAAUUUUUGUUUGACUAUUACAUAAAGAUGCUUCAGAGACAAUCAAGUCUGAUGAAAGUUUGGGAGUCUAUCUUGCUCGGCAUCCAGAUUUAUCCCUUCAGUUCUGAACUUCUAAAAGGUGUAGUGGAGGUCGGCCAUCUUUACACAACAUCUAAUAAAUUGCGGCGGUUUCUAGAUGACUGUUGUUACAAGAAACCAUCUGUAGUUCUCUGCCUUUUUGCCUUGUCAUACGAAAUGUCUAGAGGUGGGUCACACCACAGAAUCCGUGGAAUGUUUGAGAAGGCAUUGGGUAAUGACAGGCUUUGCAGCUCAGUUAUACUUUGGCGUUGCUACAUUGUAUUUGAGAUGGAAAUGGCACAUGAUCCUUCUGCUGCUCGACGUGUUUUCUUCCGGGCUAUCCAUGCCUGCCCCUGGUCAAAAAGGCUUUGGUUGGACGGCUUCCUCAAGCUAAAUUCUGUUCUUACUGCAAAAGAGCUGUCUGAUCUACAGGAAGUUAUGCGGGAUAAGGAACUGAAUCUGAGAACUGACAUUUAUGAGAUCCUUUUGCAAGAAUCAUGACAUUUUGCUUUCCCAAAACUGCCAGAAUCUGACCGUAGCAAACAUUGUUAGUAGAGUGUUUGAUGCACUCGGCUAAACAAUAUUGUGUGAAUUAGCUGUUUUUAUUAUGUUUACAUGCAUGGUUAUAGCUUGUAGAAUCGAUACAAUUGUAAAAGUACUUGUAAAUUUUUUAUUUUUUUAUUUUUUUUUGGGGGGGGGGGUGUUGAUCCUUGGGGACAUCCGAAUGUGCAACGUAUUUGUAAAUAUAUACUUGGAAUACAAAGAAAAAGUAAAAAUCAGGAACUUCAGGUGGCCCAGAUGAUUUGUUUCAGUUUUUUUUAAUGAUGAAGAAGCACUUAUUU
This is a messenger RNA of Abrus precatorius (Indian licorice), 3988 nucleotides long. Its product is annotated as protein NRDE2 homolog. The coding region runs from base 138 to 3647 and encodes 1169 amino acids. Gene Ontology annotation, biological process: RNA processing; negative regulation of RNA catabolic process; regulatory ncRNA-mediated post-transcriptional gene silencing. Lineage: Eukaryota; Viridiplantae; Streptophyta; Magnoliopsida; Fabales; Fabaceae. Gene Ontology annotation, cellular component: catalytic step 2 spliceosome. The record is from RefSeq and is a predicted model, not a curated record. Gene Ontology annotation, molecular function: protein binding. The transcript is spliced from 10 exons.